AUGCGUGGCUGGAGAUCGUGGAAUGGUGCUGAAGCGCGGCGGUUGGUGGAGGCUGGCCAUGAUUGGAGGUCAUGGGUUGUUGGUGCAAGGGAAGUUGGAGAAGCUUCGUUGGAGGCUGAGCGCGGGCAAGAAGGAGGCCGUGUGGCGAUCUCGUCGGAAGUGCUUGUGCAUUGUGCAUCGAUUCUUCAUACCUUCUUUUCCACUCUUUUCCGAUUUGAGUAUUGUUGCUCUUCUUAUCCAUGUUUCUGCAAAAAAGAAAAUCACAAAACUUAUAUUGUUAGCAGGUUGAUGGCUUUGGUUCGUCGGUGUCGGCGGACACUGUUGCGAUUCCGUUUGUUUUUCAUUUAUUUUCUAUGUGAACGUGCUGUUGGUGAUCGACGCUGGGCACAGAAGCUGCGUGUGUCGCUGGCGAUUGCAGGUGCCAGCGAGUGGUUUGUCGAUCAGUGA
Molecule: messenger RNA, 447 nt
Organism: Vicia faba (fava bean)
Lineage: Eukaryota; Viridiplantae; Streptophyta; Magnoliopsida; Fabales; Fabaceae
Source: the annotation of a GenBank genome assembly